AUGGACACUGGUGUUAUCGAAGGAGGUUUAAAUGUCACACUUACUAUUCGCCUACUUAUGCAUGGGAAGGUACUUGCUUUUCCUCAUCUUGGUUGCGUCAGACUGAAACUAGGUCACAGUAAAUGCCUUGGAAAACCCAGUUGUCUGAUCAAAUUAAAACAUCAGUUUGCUCUUGGCGUACCAUGUUCUUUGUAGUAGAGCGCUCAGUUAACCCCAGUGGAGAAUAUAAUAUUGUAAUACGUUGGUUGGGUGUGUCUUGGAAAAGCAACCAAGCUGCCUCCUUAAAAUAUAUUUAAUUAGAGAUUUACAAUAUUUUGUUCAAUCAAAUAUAAAGCUGCCCUGAGCACCAUCUAGUAGGGAUGCUACAUUCAACUUUUAAAUGUCCAAAUUUGCACUGUUAGUUAUGCAGAUGAAGGCUUGUUUGUACGUAGAGGGUGGGUAUAAGCCGAAUAUUGUCUAUACACUGAAGGGUGGGCUUAUAUUGGACUGUCAGAAUGAUUGAGAACUACAUAUUUCUUAUGUUUGCUGUUUCAGGAGGUUGGAAGCAUCAUUGGGAAGGUGAGUGGUCCAGUGUAAUUAUUAUAUUCUUUCCUUAAUUCAGAUUAGUGACACUAAUAACCAGUUUCUCUUUCUUCUGUGUGUUUGUGUGUAGAAAGGAGAAUCUGUAAAGAAGAUGCGUGAAGAGGUAGGUUCUUGGGGAUAAGAGCAGUGAAAACAAAUCAAGGGAAAGUUAAAUAUGGCAAUAAGGGGCUCCUCACCUGGUAGAAACAGUUUACUGAGGCGAUAGCAGUCAGUUUGAAAGAAAAGACGUUAUUCAUACCCAAUAUCUACUUGAACAUAGCAAUUUAUGACUUUCCAAAAAACCCAACCAGUCUUGAUGGGAAGGAGUGAUAGCUAUUUGUAUCUCAACUUCUGAAAGCUGUGUUUAUCAGUUUGGCAGUAUCUCUACUAGGUACUUCUGAUCUGCCUAAUGCACUAAAACCUGCAGCCUUAUCCUUUGCAUAUUUAUUUGGAGUAAAUCACAAUAAAUUGAUUGAGCCUUAAUUCCAAAAUAAGUGUGCAUAGGAUGGCUGUCUUACUAGAAAAUCAAACGGUGGUGGGAGGAAGAGACAGAGUUAGAAAGGGAAGUCUCCUUUGACCUGCCUUGCAGAGGGUUGGGCUGAAUGGCCCUUGGGGUCCCCUCCAACUCUGAUUCUAUAACUCCGUUCCCCUCCCCCCCUUUUAGAGUGGUGCUCGCAUUAACAUCUCAGAAGGGAACUGCCCAGAACGGAUUAUCACUCUUGCUGGACCCACUAAUGCAAUUUUCAAAGCAUUUGCUAUGAUCAUUGACAAACUGGAAGAGGUAUGUGACCCCCCCCCUUUUUAAGGGUUGAAUAAUGUGUGUUCCAUCUGCUGUUGUGUUGGAGGUGAUGAUAUGGACCCAUCGUUUCUGGCAGUAUUGAAUGUGGUUACCAUCUUUACUGCAAACAAUGAGAAAUACAAAUGGGCUUUAUUUACUCAUACACCACAUUUUGUGGAAACAUGGAAUUUCAAUUCUACACAGUGGACUCUAGGACUCCCUUGAGUAGAAAAUUUUGGAGCAUGGGGAUUAAUCUUGAUAAUUUGGUAGUAUAGCAAUGGAAUGGCUGUCUUGAUUAAAACAAUUUGAUCGUUGCUCAAUAAUAUAGAGAACUUCAUAUCUUAAAGCAUUUCUCCAAGUUCGGCAAAUAGUUCACUUUUUAUGUUGCUCAGUUACAAGUUUACUGCCAAAUUUGGACUGGUACAAUGUUCCAAAUUGCAAUUGGUUUUCAGUUGCCUUUCAAAUUAGUAGCUUGUUGAAGUCAUCAUUUACUUAGGAUCUUAUAUUUUUUGCAAAGUUCAUUCGCCCUGCUGUUUCAUUAGAACACUAUAGGAAUAAACAAAGAUUGAAGCAUAAGAUUGACUUUCUGGCAAGCUAAAAUAAGUCUAGCAAGAUAGGAAGGUACUUCUCUAGUGAUAUCUCUUAAAGCAAAAUGCCUGUUCACUUAACCGCAGCUGUAUGAUUUGUUGUAAGCUGUGCCUCUUUAAACUUUUGAAAUUCAGUGCUUGAGCAUUAGCAGAAUGUCAGUAACCCGAGAACACUUUUUGCUUCCCUACCUCCCCCACAAGGUUCGAGCUUCUGUCCUUGACUUGUGAAAGAUGGUGUCUUAUUGCUCCUGGCAUGGAGAUUUGCAGCUUGCUUAACAGAAUAGCUGUUGCAGCUAUUGAGUUUAGAUGCUUAGGCUGUGCUGUUUGUAAGGCUUACAUCAUAGCCAAUGUAUGAAAGAUACUGAAUAUAAGCUCUGGCACUAACAGAGGGUUUUUGUUUCUUGAGUGCCAGGCCUUCAUGAAUGUUGUGCAGGCUUGGCUCUACUGAACCAGUUUAGAGUUGACAUCUGGCUGCAGCAAUUUUUUCACUUUCUUACAGUGUAGAAUGAUGGACAGCCUCUGGGAUGCAGAGAGUAUCUACUCUGUGGAUUUUUGCUGGAUAGGAGCUUGCUUCUAGACACCCACAGUAUUCAUGGUUCAUGCUAUAAGAGAAAUCUCUGGAAAAGUACAUGGGGGAGUUAAUUAGCUAGCCCAAGGGCACCAUAAAGUAUAUCUCCUUAUUAAGAAUAUAACUAAGCUUAAGAAAAUUGUACAUGUUCCAGUUCAUGCUCCCAAGGUGGCUUAUUAACAAUUAAUGAGCAUGCUUUUUGCAUUCUACUCAUACUCCAUCAAGGAGUUUAUGGUGCAGGAAAAUUGAGUCAUCAGGAUAUUGUGGAAGAACAAGGUGAAUUAAGCAGUUUAGCCAUAUUUUAAAAUUUUUAUCAAUACAGCUUCUGCCUGUGACUAUAUGAGAACAGUUUCCUAAGCAGAAGCGGUUGUGAACCAGAGGUUGCCAGUGUUUUGGGGCCUGUGGGCACACUUGCAAACCGGAUAAACUGUUGUGGGCACUGUAUACCCAUCACAACCAAGCACACAUUGUGACCUAUUCUAUAGACUGCAAUAAAAUACUUCUUUCAAGCCUAAUUUCAAUGAGGGGAGGGGGCCUAGUGAGCAGCAGGGAAGGCUACUGUCGGCACAUGUGCAUUUGCAGGCAGUAUGUUGUGAACCCUGCUAUAAACAUAAGUGCUGCAUAGAUAACAAAUUGAUGGACUAUAAUGAUGGCACAAAUACUUGGACUCUUUGGUCCUCUAGAAAGUGUAUGCAUUGCUGGAACCUCACAUUUUUGGUAUCUUGGGCAUCUUCAUUUUGAAAUUUCAACCUCCAUUUGAAAUUUUGAUAGUUGAAGUUUGUUAACUUGUGCUUUCAGGACAUCAGCAGCUCAAUGACCAACAGCACGGCUUCUAGCAGGCCCCCCGUCACUCUGAGACUUGUGGUACCUGCCAGCCAAUGUGGCUCUCUCAUUGGAAAAGGAGGUUGCAAGAUCAAGGAGAUAAGAGAGGUGUGUACUUAGACUUGUGAAGUUUGCGUGUGUUACAAAAUGCUACUCGUUCCCCUUCACCAUGACCCCGCCCUGUGCCAAAUGUAUUGAGGUUGAAUGCCACACAUAGACUCUGCGUCAUCCUGCUUAAUACAGCCGCUUAUAUUUAGUGCUCAUGAAACUGAGACGAAGAGCGGCUGGAGCCAAGCGCAGUGGAGUCAGGUGCUUUUUGUAAGUUUGUGUUCCCCUUUUGGUCUCCCGUCCUUUAUCUCCAGGGUCAAUUUAUUGCCAGAUAAGCGGCAGACUAAGACCUUUAAAGAAGUUGAGUUAUAUGCAAGGCUGGCAUCUGGGAUUUGUAUUGACCACAUUACCUAAUCAGUCUCUUUCCAUCCCCCUUUCCAAAUUAAAUCCAUUGGUGCUAUGAAUGCGAAGACAUUGGAGUGUUAAUACUUCAGCUACUGUAUCAGCAUAGAAUAACUAUUAAUAUUCACCUUUGGGGGCCCAUUUAGAGCUUUUCCUCCAUGUAUCUUGGUUGUGCAAUAUUUCUCUCAAUUUGAGUCUUGGGAGAGACCUUAGUUCUAUUUGAUCGAAAACCCUCAUUUUAAAAACAAAUGGGUGCAUGGGUUGAAACAUUUCAGAACAAUAAAUAUGUCUACAUGGCAUAUUAAGUGGUAUAGGCCAGGUUAAAACUUUACAUAACUGAAUCCUCAAAAAUAUAAGUUAGUCUCCAAAGCAUAGGAGAAGGCUACAUUUUCAUUAUGUGCUUCAGCCCAUCCAUGAGUGUUUAGGGUGGAAUAUAAUGAAUUCUGAUUUUUAUUGCCCAUUUCUGCCUCUUGCACCACUUUAAAAUUGAGCUAGCCUAGAAAUAGAGAUUUCCUUUUAGCUAUCCAUUUGCAGUUGGUUUCAAUUGUCUUGACUACGUACUCUGGGCAGAACGCCAUGUUGGCAAGCACUCCUACUUAACGUCAGCUGCAGGCCUACAGAUACCAAUUGCCAGUUCAGCAUUGCUGCUGUGGCAAAGUGUUAAACAUAGGUGAACUAUUGUCUCCUAAUGUUUGGCCCUGGUAUCACAAACCUACACUAACCUUUCCAUUUGAUUAGGAUUGUAUCCAUUAUGGAGUUUGCUUUCUCUGUUCCCAUCCUCCUCCGGUUAAGAGGAAAGAAGAAAGUUAUUUUUGGUUGGCUUUCCGUCUUGAAGCCCUUCCAUUAGUUCAUUUCCUGCCUCAACCAAGGGUGCAUGCCUCUCUCUUCUCCUGGAUAAUUCCCCCCAUAGCCUUUCUUUUCAGAUUUAUUCCAUUCCUAUAUCUUCCCUUUAUCUAAAGCUCCUUGUUCCUAAAUGCAAAAUUUGCCUUUAACUACUACUAUCUUUUCCCCACCUUUGUGGAAUAGAAAGUAAGCACUGUAGUGAUAGGACUUGUGGGAUUCUUUCCCUGUGGCUGUCAUACAGGAUUGAAUGAUCCUGUCUGACAAGUCCAGUCUUCAGUAAGAAUGGUGCCUGCAAAACCUUGUAUUUACCUCCUAGUUUAUUUAUGCAGCUUUGAGAGCAAUAAUAAUAAUAAUAAUAAAUUUUAUUUAUAUCCUGCCCUCCCCAGCCGAAGCCGGGCUCAGGGCGGCUAACAACAAUAAAACAAUACAAAAGUACAGCAUAAACAACACUCUAAAAUCAUUCAUUAUAAAAUUCAUUAAAAUUCAAUAAAUUUGUCCUCAUGAAAGCUGGACUUCAGGGGCUUAUUAAGAACACUGGAUAGUAUGCUGGAACAGAUCUUGUGAUUUCUGUAAUGUAGCCAUGCACUAACUUCUCACGACUAGUUCUAAAUCACUUUGGAGAAGAAGCUAAGUUAUUGCUAUUUGAUUGUGUCCUUCUGUGAGGCCACUAAACAUGAGGCUGGAAACCUGACUUGGUAUUUUUAAUCUUAAGAGCACGGGGGCACAGGUCCAGGUGGCUGGAGACAUGUUGCCCAACUCAACUGAGAGAGCGAUCACCAUUGCCGGGAUUCCACAGUCCAUCAUUGAGUGCGUCAAACAGAUCUGUGUGGUCAUGCUGGAGGUGAGUAAUGGUGGAGUGACCUGGUUUAUUUAAGAUGCGAGAUUAAAAUGAGUAAAUGCACACACAAUGCACAAAUAAACGAGAGAGGCUACAGAGGGAUUGUUGCUAAAAGCUUUUGAGACAAGCAGAAGAGAUUGUGGCCAGCUGCUUUCUAGAUUUGGAACAGUUGCUACAGAAUUCUUACACUGACAGCUGCCUCUCCCUAGUAGCGGUGUAGUUUUGGUUUUAAGUGAUGCGAAGGUCACUGGAUAUUUUCAAAGAAACCAUUGGUUCUUAGUGGGUUCCUGUCCACAGUAUUUCCUGGAAGAGAACCAUCAGAGCCAAGUCAGUAUAAAAGCAGUUUAGGCUGCCUGAAAGCAACACCUGCAGUACAACUGAAGGUGCACUUGGAGGUAUCAAUCCUUGAUCUAAUGUGAGCAGCUCACAAAAAGCUCAGAUUGGUGAUUACUUGAUGUAACAAAUAACUGCAGUCUGAUUCAACCCGAGACCCUACAAAGUGGUCUUGUGCAUGCCCCUCCUUUUGUUGUAGUGGCUUGACCUUCUGCCCACUUGCCCAUGACACCUCGGCGAAGCCUGCCUUGCACGUCUAGAACCACAGAUGUGAGAAACUUGUGAAGAAAUCGAAAUCAAUGCUUUGUGUCUCGGAUUUUGAUGACACUACUGCCUCCACAGCAGUGCCAGUCAAAUGAGGAAGACUGUGAAGUGGGUAGCUCAUCUGUUCAGACAGCGAAUAAACUGACCCAUAUAGCUCUGUGACAGAUGCUUAACCAGAGUGUAUAAUUAACCAUGUUUUUCCUCUUACUCUUUUAUAAUCUAGUCUCCCCCAAAGGGUGUCACCAUCCCCUACCGACCCAAGCCAUCCAGUUCUCCUGUCAUCUUUGCAGGCGGUCAGGUAAGGACAUUCCUCUUGUUGGGCAUGGGUUGGGGGCAAUAAUAUAGUAGCCUACCAAGCUUCAACACUGCCAGCACACAUCAAACCACUCUGCAUGCUUUAUCACCUGUGCUGCCCAUCUGGCCAGCAUAGUGCUACCUCUGCUGCUUUGGUUUUGUUCUUUGGAGGCUGCUUUCAAAUGUUCAACAGGCUCUGAGGUCCUUUGGGAAUCGUAGUCAGCAGUGUGGGUUGGGGGAGUUAGCUGGAAUUUGAAAUCUGCUUCAGACGUAAGACCACAAGUCAGCCCACAAUUUUUUCUGGCCUUCAAUUUAAGACAGUGUUCAAAUUAGUGGCUGAUUGCAGUAGGCUUUGAAUUAUUCUGAACAGUUGUUCUAAAGCAGCAGGGGCUGAAUAACGAGAAGGACAGGUGUUGGGAGAACUGGAACCUAGAGGAUUGGGAAUGUGAGGUGGAGAUAUGGCUGAUAAUCCUAUGAUACUGAAUCCAAAAUUCAGAACAUUCUGGAAUUACUUCCUUUUACUAGAUGGUAAUGACUUAAGGAUGAUUUAAAUGCUGAUUGUUAACUAAAAUUUGGGGAGGACACAUUAAAGAGAUGCCAAAUAAUACUGGAUCUGACUCGCUUCCCAGUGCUAUUAUGUAAUUGCUUCCAGUACACAGAAAGGUUGGAUACAGAUGUGUUAAAUUUUUGGUAAAACAGCGCAUUGUUGUGGCCAUUGCAGGAUGGGACUUCAGUCUCUCAGCUUGCUGGAAUCCUGUUACCGUUACCAUGGAUUUCAUUGAAACGUGUGCUUGAGUGGGCUGUGCAAGUUCAGAUAGAUCCUACAAGGCAUUUUAAAGUUGUAGCUGGACUUGCAGAUACUUGCAACUGUUUUAGGCAGAUAGAUCUCACGUGAGGUUGAGGCAUGAGAGUUUGAGAAGCUAAAGCCUCUCAGAACUUCAUGCCCAGAAAAGACUUCUGCAUAAGUAUGUGGAGUGGAGUCGGAACACUCUGGGGACUUUGUCAUUGGACUGCUUUUGAGCACAGUGCCUCAAUGCCCACCUGUAUUAUUUUUUAAAAGAAGGCUAUACCAACAGUGCAGAAGCUUCAAAGUGAGUUUGGUGGGGUGAACUAAGCAAAUAUUUGCAAGCCUGUCUAAGAGCCUUUUUGGCUAACGGGUGGGGUAUAAUUGCUGUAAAUGCUGGCUGUGAAAGUGAAAAAUGGCAGAGCAGAGUGUUAAUGGAUAGUUUCAGUCAGUAAUAGAAAUUUAGAGGCAGCACCUGGACAGGGCUGGCUGUAGUUCACCCAGUGCUUAUACAUUCACAUGCCACUUAUAUUGGGCUAUCUGGCUGAUACCUCUUGCUGGGGGAAAGGUGCUGUCGUGCUCUUGUUCUUGCCUCAAUCCCUUCCCUUUUCUUUCCUGCCCCAUUCAUAUUACCUACCCUCCCAGAGGCUCUUGACAGCUUGCUAGGCAGUUAAUUGGCAGUGGAAAGGCACAUGGGAGGUUACUGAAGAUAUAGUGGCAGAACCUCACUUGCAUCCUGAGGUUGGUCUUGUGGCAGGUUAGUCCUGUUAUGCCUUUAGAGAGCAAGACUCCUUUUGCCUGUGCAGGCCCCCCUGCCCUUGAAGGUGCCGGCAGUUGGGAAAUCUCGCAUUGUCUGGUGCUACUGAUGUGACAUGAGUUGGAGUAAGCCAGCGUCUGUCUUUAGUACAGGUUAGCCCUUGAUCAGAGUAAGUUUUAUAUGACUUUGGUGUUGGCGAAAGGUUUUGGAUUGACAGCCCUGGAGACUGAAGUCCUCUAUUUAUCCACAGGACAGGUACAGCAGCGGCAGUGCAAGCUACCCCCACACCGCCCCAUCAAUGUGCCUCAACUCUGACCUGGAGGGACCACCUCAAGAGGUGAGAGGGGAGUUCAGUCUCCAUGGCCCAUUCAAUCCUUGGCCUCUUUGAGACUGCCAACAAGGGUGGCAAGACUGGUGGUGGCGGCUUGUGCUGUGAACUCCUGUUCAUUGGGAACUGGAUUAAGGCCACCAAACACUACCUGGCAGGCCAGUAGUCAGCCCUGCAGGUGGUAACUGCUUCGUCAAUUCCAACCUGGGCUGCACUCCCCCCCGCCCCUGGCCUGCAGGUGAGAGACUUGUGCCCUCAAAGCCUCACUUAGUGUUAAGCAAGUCCCCAUGCAGUGAGUGCCUUGCUGGGUCACUUCAGUAGGCUAAUCCCCAGAACCAUCAUGUUUGGCUGCUUCUCUCUCCCUAUUCUUCCAGAUGCAUUUCUGCCAUCCAGCACCUGACUGUAGAUUGUCCACUGCAGGUUCCUAGGCGUGUGGAUUGAUGGGGUGACUUAGUGGGGUGGGGAUGAACACCCAGCUGGUUCCUCUUAGCUUUAAAAGCAGUUGGAGGCAUAGGAGGUCUGGUUUGGAGUAUGCCUAGGGCAGGAGGGCUUGUAGCACUGUCCAAUCCUCCACUACACAACAAAUCUUCACCAACAACCAGCUGCUAAUACUAUAAUCCUUUUUGUGGUGGGGACCAGUUUCCCUUCUCACACUACGCACACUAGCAAAUUCAAGCAGCCCCCUUAAGAGAACUGCCUGCCUUCAGGCUCCCCACCAACAAUUCUCCCCCCUCAGCUCUCUGGCUUCCUGGCUAGUUGAAAUCUGUCUGUCACUGGGUGGCUGUCCAAUGGUUUUUAAUAGGACUGUUUUCCUCCUUUUUGUAGGCCUAUACCAUUCAAGGACAGUAUGCCAUUCCACAGCCAGAUGUAAGUUUUGUUUACACUUCUUGUCUUGAAAUCACCCCACUUCUCCCUUCAAAAUUUCUCCAUGCUUUCUCAACAAGCAGCUUUAGAAGUCUGUUUUGAUUUGAAGCUGAAAUCUGACCAAAAACGAUCCUCAAAUUUUGUUCAGCACUUCUUUGUGUAGCCAAUCUUAAUCUGUCCUUUUUCUGCCAGCCUGUGACACACUUGCACAGCAAAGCUUGGUACACUUUUCCAAGUUUCAGUUCCCCUCUUCCCUCCCAAUUUGAUGUAAAGCCCCCCAAACAAACAAAACAAAACUCCAUGGUAUACUGUCAUUGUGGUUCUUGGUACAGGGCAUAGGGCAUCUUGGUGUAGUGCACUUCACCGUGGUGGUGGAGGAGAGGCUGGCCUCAGACUUCUGCUUUGCUUUUGUCUCCAAACAUGAUACUCUGCAUCAUGUAUAGUCACUGUGCAGGUGUGGCUAGGAGGUGGUGGGGCUUUUGCUUGGGGUGCCUUUCCUUGGCACGCUUUCUUCUAAUAAAGCCAUUAGCUAUCUUUGCUUGAUGUAAAAGGAUGUUUUUCCUUCUUUACCCAAACCUUCUGGUAUUUGAGCUAGAUGCAGCACUUGCAGCUUCUCAGUGAAAGAUACAUAGGGAUUUGAUCUCUGCUCAUAGCAUGUUUAGAACAGGCAAGGGUGGGGCUGGGGUAAGUAGGUGUAGGGGAGAGAGCUAGAAAACUGCACUGUUUAAUACUGGGGAGAGCAUCUGACUCCAUUCUGGUCACUCCUCAUGAUAUACCUCUCCCCUCCAAAUGCUUGACAGAGUCCUGCAUGGUGUAGUCCCAAGCACCACUGCAAACCAGCCUCUGUGUUACUUUGCCUGUUCGUGCUUGUCUCCUAGUGUUCGUCACAAUUCACUGCAGAUGCCUUCUGUUGAGCCAGGGGACUCUUGAGAUGGGUGUUGGCCUCACGCCCCAUGGUGCUUUCCUUCUGUCUGCACCCAUCUCUGCUCAGGGAAGCGCUUGCACCUUAACCCAGUUUUCCCUCUCCCGAACUCCUGCCCCAAGGGGCAGCACCUCAUGCUCAGCUUGCAGUGUCUGUUUUCCUUUAAAUUGUAUGCUAAGCAAGUAAGCCUCCGAAUUUCCUAACAUCCGUCUUUCUCUCUUCCUUUCUAGCUGACCAAGCUGCACCAGUUGGCAAUGCAACAGUCACACUUUCCAAUGUCUCAUGGCAACACUGGAUUCAGUGGUAUGAAAACUCCUCCUUUCUUGUAGAAGCUACCAGUCCAAGAGUCUUUCUUCACUUGGCCUUUAGUGCAGAUGCUUGGCUUAAGCGCCAUUAUUUUACUUAUAUAUAUAUAUAUUAAAAAAUCCACAGGUAACCAUGUUGGGGUGAGGGUGGAUUUCGCUGCCCUGAAAUGAGAUCAGAUUGCUUAUUAGGUAGAGUCUUCAUGUUGCUUUCCUUCCCUCACCCUUUCAACAGCUUUGCCAGUUACCUCUUGCCUUCCAGCUGCUGCGAUCCUGACACUAGUGCCAAAUUGUGUAAUAGUUUGUCUUGUGGCUGAAAGCCUGAUAGGGCUUCAGCUAGGACCAUCACACUUACUGUCCCUUGUAUCUUGACAGGCGUUGAAUCCAGCUCUCCAGAUGUGAAAGGCUAUUGGGGUAAUGACUGAAAAAAACAAACAAACCUGUAGUUAACUCUAUUGUGUGUUAAUACUGGUGGGAGAUUCUUUCCCAGGCAGCAAAUUCUGCUAACCCAUAUAGUACAAAGGAACUGCAAAGUAGUGUUAGGUGCAAAGGCCAGGCUUAUUAAACCUUCCUUCUCUUGCGAAGAAAUCUAGCUGGAAACUGUUGGAGAGCAGGGCAUAAUAGAAUGAAUGAAGUGUCUUAUUUCUCAUUUAGUAACCAGUUCGUUUGCUUGUGAAGGUGGUAGGUCAACCACAAGUGUUUCUAUAAACAGCUACACUGGACCAAUAAAACUAAAGGUUGGACCAUGCUUUUUGUGGCAUUACCCUUUCUCCAUUUUGGUCAAUGCAAAUGUGUUCCUCCACUUCUUGCGAUGUUUUUGAAGCAAGAACAACAUUGACAUACAACUAUAAGGCACAAAUGGGAAGAUGAGAAUGCAUGUUUGUUUGGGGGUCUGUCUUUGCUACAGCUUUGUAGGACUCUGUAAAAAGGUCAUCCUGGCUCAUUUGUUCUUUAUUUGAACAGAGUCACUACUUCACCCCCCACCCUGGCCGAAUAAAAACCAUUCUGUUGGUGCUUGCCUUAUAGCCAGAGGGUAGAGUUUACUAUUGUGCUGUGGCGUAUAUCGCAGCAGAGCGAUCAUUGCAACUUUUAAGACAGAAUGAUCUCCCCUCUCCCCAUGCAUUGCUCUGGGGGUUAUUCCCACCCCUGUGGCCAAUUUCAGGGGUAUAUGCAGAUGAGGGGGGAGAAGCCCCAUUGCUCAAGGGGAAUCCCUUGUGCAUGGCUUGUGCUGACGGGGCUCGUUAGGUGAAACCUGCCAAUUGAUUUUAACCCUGGUGCUUAGGAAGAGGGGCUUGGAUUUAACAUCUUGCAUCUCGCUCUUCUCCUGUUUGAGAAACUCUUCAGGUUAGCAGUUUUUCCUGCUGCAAAUGCUAGCCUGACCGGUCUGGCCUCUGUUCAGUGCCCGCCCCCCUUGCAGGGCCUUUCAUUAAACUGGUCUCGAUCUCUUUUGUGUCUCAGCAGGUUUGGAUGCAUCAGCUCAAACUACUUCUCAUGAACUCACCAUUCCAAAUGAUGUAAGUAUUUUUCAGAGAUGCAGAAUUCUAGGAAAUGGUGGCUUGCAGAUGGGAUAGAGCUGCAACUUUCAGAUGGGCCCAGGCUCCGGCGCUGCUUCCAAGAGUCCUGCGGCAAGGAGUUACAGCACUGUUCCUGUCCUACGCUCUGGACAGCUGCCCUCCACGUGGAGGGACACAAAGCAGAGUUCACAGCACUGCUACACUUGGCAAGGAAAAGGCAAUUGGACUGUAAUACCAUAAUGGGGACACCCAGGCUACUGCCUCUUCUGUUUUGAAGGAAGCUCUUGGGUUAAGAUUCCUGACUGUAACCUGAAAUGAGAGAGAACUUUUGUACUUUCUCAUUGCAGUUGCACAGGUUAAUUGAAACAGGUGGAGGGAUGCAGGAUGUGCAGCCCAUCACAGGGCGCCAUGUGGAUUCUUGUGUGGUGAAAUCUUGAGCAUACAAAUACAUAGAAAACUGGGUGCAACAAAAUCUGAUGCAGCUGGCAGCAGUGCAUGGGCCUCUCUGUGCUCUUGGGAGAGCAUCGCAGAUGAGAACAAUUGAGACAAUACAAUGGUCUGUUAGAUUUUUGCAGGCAGUUUCACGGGGUUACUUCAGGCCACCACAGAAGUAUAGAAUCAUAGAGUUGGAAGAGACCACAAGGGCCAUCGAGUCCAACCCCCUGCCAAGCAGGAAACACCAUCAGAGCACUCCUGACAUAUGGUUGUCAAGCCUCUGCUUAAAGACCUCCAAAGAAGGAGACUCCACCACACUCCUUGGCAGCAAAUUCCACUGUCGAACAGCUCUUACUGUCAGGAAGUUCUUCCUAAUGUUUAGGUGGAAUCUUCUUUCUUGUAGUUUGGAUCCAUUGCUCCGUGUCCGCUUCUCUGGAGCAGCAGAAAACAACCUUUCUCCCUCCUCUAUGUGUCAUCCUUUUAUAUAUUUGAACAUGGCUAUCAUAUCACCCCUUAACCUCCUCUUCUCCAGGCUAAACAUGCCCAGCUCCCUUAGCUGUUCCUCAUAAGGCAUCGUUUCCAGGCCUUUGACCAUUUUGGUUGCCCUCCUCUGGACAUGUUCCAGUUUGUCAGUGUCCUCCUUGAACUGUGGUGCCCAGAACUGGACACAGUACUUCAGGUGAGGUCUGACCAGAGCAGAAUACAGUGGCACUAUUACUUCCCUUGAUCUAGAUGCUAUACUCCUAUUGAUGCAGCCCAGAAUUGCAUUGGCUUUUUUAGCUGCCGCGUCACACUGUUGGCUCGUGUCAAGUUUGUGGUCAACCAAGACUCCUAGAUCCUUUUCACAUGUACUGCUCUCAAGCCAGGUGUCACCCAUCUUGUAUUUGUGCCUCUCAUUUUUUUUGCCCAAGUGCAAUACUUUACAUUUCUCCCUGUUAAAAUUCAUCUUGUUUGUUUUUGCCCAGUUCUCUAAUCUGUCAAGGAAGUAGCCCAAGAAAAGGCUCGAGUGCCUAUUUGGACCUUAGUGAAUUUGUGCUCUGUUUGCACAGAUUUACUUUAUGGGUGGUUAUACCACCAAGCUUUGUUUACCAACAAGGUAUUAGGUUCUGUUCUCUGGGUAAUAUUGUUACGGCAGUCUGUAGAGCAGAAGGUAGUCUGGUAGUCUAGCGACUGCUGGGAGUAUUGUGAAGCAUGUAAGAUUUCGCUUUCUCUAAAAAGAGACUUCCAUUUUAACAAAAUUGCAUUUUAUAUAUUUGUUAAAUUUGUAAGCCACCCUAUACCUGUAGAUUUCAGGGUGGUUCACCACAUAAAAUUACAAUAUAAAAAACACAAAAUACAUAAUAAAAAAUAAGAACAAAGCAAAUCAAUAAUCCUUCCUCUCACAAGGGAAGGAGGAGUGUUUUCACCUGGUGCCCAAAUGUGUAUAAUGUGUUUGAUGUGUAUAAUGAAGGCACCAGCCAAACCUCUGGGGAAGCAUUCCCCAAACGGAGCCACUGCAGAAAAGGCCUGUUCUUUUGUUGCCACCCUCUGGAUCUCUCUUUGAGGAGACACAUGAAGAAGGGCCUCAGGAGGAUGUCUGGGUCCGAGUAGGUUCAUAUGGAAGGAGAUAUGUACUUGGAAUUAAGACUUUAAAGAGAUCCUGAGUAUAGAUUUGACUUCUAAAAUUUAGGUAUUUGUGGAUGACUGGGAAUUCUAGUAAAGAAAAAAGAAUGCUAUAGGGAACAGUCUUAAUAGGUGAACUUCAGAUCCAGAAAAGGGACUUUCACGAGUUGUUCCUAUAACAAACAAAAGUUGGAGAAGUCAAGACAAACUUGAUCUUAGACAGGCAACUGAAUUUUUAUUAGAGUUUUAAGUUCGAUUCCCCUCCACAUUUUUAGGUACUGUGGAGAUAAAAUGUUUCCUAAGCAUAAAGGGAACUUGACCAGACUGAUGAUUCUUUUCUUGGUCUGCAGUCAUGAUUUUGGAUGGUCUCUCAGAUUUCAUCUAAAAUGAGUGUUUUCACCUUUUCCAGAGCAAGCGGACUGACAAAUUCAGAUUGGCCACAAAUAAUAGUAUCCAGAGUGUCUUAGUGGUGCAAAGCUUGUUUUCAGUAUGCUCGCAUGUUUUCAGUACAGCUGCAUCAAAGAUAGAGAAAGAACAAUUGCAGUAGAAGCCUUUCAAUCUGCCUUUCAUUCAGAGUCUAAUGUGUGGAAAUCUUGAGGUUCACAGAGAACAAGCAUGUGAGCAUAGUGUCUGCAAUAUGAGAGAAUAUAUAAAGAGUUGUCUGAAUAGUUCAUCAGUACAAAUGACUCUUGCAUAGAUUGGCACACAGAUACUAUGUUUCUUUGGAAAUAACCUGAAGUAUCAUUCUUGAGUUAACAAAUGUUUACCUGAUAGCAAAAGCACAGAAGUAGGCAUAUGCUCAUCAGAUAAUGAGUUGGAAUUUAACUAGCUUCCCAGAGGUUAGGCCUGUACUUGACCUGAAAAGAGAAUAGCAGGACAAAAUGAUUAUUUUGGAAUCCUAAGCUCCAUUUUGACCAUUAUCAACUUUUGUUUCUCAGCUGAUUGGAUGCAUCAUUGGGCGUCAGGGCGCCAAGAUCAAUGAGAUUCGCCAGAUGUCUGGGGCGCAGAUCAAAAUUGCCAAUCCAGUGGAAGGAUCUACUGACAGGCAGGUUACCAUAACUGGAUCUGCAGCCAGCAUUAGCCUGGCUCAAUAUCUAAUUAAUGUCAGGUAAGUCUAUUCAAAUGGCGUGCUGCUUGGUAAUGCAUGUAUGAGUUGGCAGAACUGGGGAACGUGAAAGAUGACUAAAAUCAGGGCAACAUUUUGAAAAAGGCUGUUUCUCUGAGCUGAAAUAGAACAAAACCACCUUUUUUCUUCCCACUUCCCUGGUGCAAAAGCAGCUUGUGCACCAGACCUAUCCAUUGACCUUCUAGUAGUUGGUAUGGAGGAAGGAGAAUAGAAAUAAAUGGGAUAUGCAACACUCAUUCCUUGACAGCGCUUAGGCUUUUUACUAGAAUAUUUCUGGUUUGUGACAGAGCCAACCAAUAUUGCUUCUUGAAAGUCCUGUGUCUACAACAAGGUAGACUAAAUUGGAGUCUUGCUGCUAAGCUGAGCCUGUACAAAAAUAAGAUGCUUAACUGUUCCUUUAAAAAAACCAGAUACAGCUGGUGCCUUUUUUGAGAUCUGGAAGCUAUGCAGCCCAGUUUACUGUAGUUAAUAGAGGAAAGGGAAGAAUUGGGACUGCCCCAGGGGUGGAGCUUUCUGCACUGCAAAGGCUGCAGCAGCUCCCUUUCUCCCUGAGUACUCUUGCUAGCAGCAAAACCCUCAGCUCCGGGCUGCAGCAGUUCUCUGCAGCAAACAGUGGCUGCUCCUUGGGCCCUGUCCUUAAAAAGCCUACUUGGCAAGAGGCCCUCUGCAGCAUUUGAGCAGAUCAGAUGAUCUCAUAAGGCAAAAGUGAAAGCAUCAGCUUAAUGGAGAGCAUUGACUUCAAUAAUUAAAAACCCAGACAGGAGCAGCUGGCAUUUCAUGUCCUAGAUUUCUUCCCUCUCUUUCCAACAUAGCUAAAGUGUUCAUUGCAGAAUGACAGGUCAAUGAUUAGAAUCUAUGGGUUAGCUUCUGGCUCCAAUGCCUUCCUUCUGUAAUGUAGCAAAGUUAGGCUUGCCUGUGAGCUUUCAGCUCUCUAAACUGCCCAUGAAUGAGUUAAUGUAUUGCAGGGGGCUGGAUUAGAUGACCCCUUGGCUAAUAGCAAAACACAACAUCUGUACAAGUAGGUGCUCUCCCAAAUACGUAUCUGCUAUGAUUUUUAAAGCAACCCUGCUACAUUUUCCUUGAUCCUUUGCCCUGAGGAAGUUGAGAGCACCUCAAUUUUCAAAGAAGUGGCCAUUUGGGAUGCUCAGGAAAUAGUUGAUUUCAGGUUAGUUCCCCAGCUGUACCAGUCAGAAACUAGGAAGUUUCUGCCACCAAAUUUGAAGUUCUGUGCAGCAUUCAGUGACUUGCUGCUUACAGAUAGGCAGUUUCUGCAGUUGAGAAUUCCUUCUUGGAGGUGCACAGACACAGUAUUUUUGCAUUGUGGUGGCAAGCUGCAACCCGUUAGCUAUACAUUGGUUGAUAUAUUGUGGCCUGCAAGAAAGAAGACUGCUAUGUAAGCGGCUAGAUGACACUUGGAAAAAAUUGUGUGUAAGAGAGAUUGCUAAUAGGUACUCCUCCAUUCUGAACUCCUUAAGGGCUUAGGGUAUUUUUAUAGUGUCUAAAAGCCUAAAUGCUGUACAUAAAACAGGUAAAAAGAGUUUGCUUGCAAAGUUACAGUAUAAAAUAUUGAGGGGAAGGGAACUGCUAUAUAAACAGCCAUCCUUAGGGUUUCACAUUCUGUCAUGCUGACCAACUGUCCUUCAAAUCCUGUCUACUUGAUGUGAACUGCUAAAUGUAUUUUGCAAGAAUCCCAGGUUGUCAAGGCUGGUUCAAGCUAGGAGGACCAGUCAUUUCAAACACCAGAUUCUGGAGCAUAUAGGUCUCAAGAUGGGGAUAGAGUGUGGGUCAUUUUGAUGAUACUGAUGAUACUGCUGCUUGUGUUCAGCUCUUACUGGGCUGCAUGUUACUGGUGUAACAUUGGUUAAAAUUCAUUCAGUUCAGAAACUCAUUUAAGAACAGUGGUCAUAAUCUCAGUGUUCCGGGCAUUCCAAGAAUUCUUUUGCCAAUUUUCAGUGGAGCUCCUCAAGUGCUCUGUUGAAGCUUAAUCCCAUGAACAAAUGAAAUUGUGGAAGAUUGCUCCUGAAAUUGCUGUUCAAAUAAAAUACAUGGCUCUUUUCUUUAGAAGCAGCCUACAUUUCCACUUGCUGUAGUUCAGUAUGGAGGAAAACCUAACUGAGAACCACAAUGUUGUAUCUGAAAAAAGAGAUGUGCCUACCAUCUGCAACCUCUUCCUUAUUCUAACACAAAUAAAGCCUUCCCUUGGGUGUUUGGCUUGUUUUAUUCAUUUUUUGAAUCAUUUUUUAAAACAAAAAUUAUCCUCUGGCUAGAUGAGGAAUAGCCUCCCCUGCUGUUUAUUGACUGUAAGGAUGUAGAAAACUGGAUUGUGUUAAAACCUCUGACAGUUGAACAAAGGGUUUGUUCAUUAAGACUUCCCUGAUAAUUACGGCAACCUUGGACUGGAACACAAUGCACUGUUAGAAUUCGUUUGCUACCUAAAUGCAUAUUUUGAAUACUGGCAGGAGCUACAGCCUGCCUGCAUUAAAUCUGAAGGGACAGCUGCAUGGGCAAGGGAGGGAGGGAGGGAGAGUGGUGUGUUGCAAGAUAUUGUCAGGAACAGAUAGGAUUUCAGCUACUUUAGGUUUAGUGGUAGUUCUCUGCAGCUUCAACAAAAUGUGUGUUUUGUAGUUCAGUAUUGAAGCAACCAAGUUUCUGCUUCUGGAAUUGAGGAAAUCAAAACCUGGGGCUAUUAUUCAUAAUGGGAUUGGGAUUGGAACUGUUGUGUAGGCUGGGAUUUUUGUUUUGUUUGGAGGGUGGGGUGGGGGAGUUAUUAGUGCACCAUGGUACACCUAAGAGAAUGUUGAGAUUCCCUUGCAGUCAGCAUUCUCUCCCAUCCCACCUUUCUUCUGGCUAUGCUGUUUCCAAAGCUUCCCAGAUUAGUUUCAUGCUAUUUAAGCUGUUUGUGUCCUGUGCUUUUUGUGUGGUGUUCCCAUCCACCCACCCGUAUUUUUGUUCCUUUUUUCCUCUGUUACAGUUUAGAAAGCGCUAAACCCUCCUCCCAGGCAGCCUCCGUCACGAUCCCCGACCACCUCAGCAUCAACCUCUCUCAACCCUCCACCCCUUCUUCUUCUUCCUCCUCCACCACCACCCCCUCGCUUGCGACAGCGGGGGUCUCCGACGCACCCUCCAGCCUCCCCAACCCUCUUCCGACCGCCCCCUGUGUCUCCAGUCUGCUUGGCAUGAAACCCGUCCCUCUCCUGGCUCUAAAUGUUGUGUCUGCUGCUAAGGGUGCCUCCACCACCUCAGCUGUGCCAUGUGUUACUAACAAACUGAAAACGGAAAAACAGAGAUUCUCUCCUUACUGAGUGUCUGCUUGUGGCCUUAGAGGAACAGCAGAUUGCUUUUCAGCAAUGGGGAUCCCAUAGAGGAGACUUGGAAGAGCUUUUUUAAAAACUUCAAAAGAAAAGUGAGCUUUGUGAUUCCUUUAGGAUGGAGUUUCUUUUUGCUGGCAACCUCCACUAGGUCAAAGACAAUUGAGCAAGUGUAUUAAUCAGUUUGAGUCCAGUAGUGAUCUUGAUUAUGUAGCUUGUAGCUGUUGCUUUAGUAGUUUUGUUUGCAUUGUUACAUGGAAUAAGGUGGGUGGGGAGGGAGCUGGGUGGGCAGGGAAUGCUAGGGUCCGUUAACAAGAUAACUCACUUGCAAUUCCUUGGUUUAAGCUGUGCAAAGAGGCUACUUUGGCCAAACCUGUCUCAAUGUCUGUCCUUUGUAAUAAAGCUGUCAUGGUGAGAACAUGCACAGAUGUGCCUGAAUUGGGACCGAACUCUGACCACAAGCCGGUUGAAUCUGACAUUGCACCCCCAGGCUAAACUCUUUUUUUUUUUUUUGAAAACUAUCUACACUACUGCACUGCACUAACACCAUUAUUAAGUAUAUAAACUUCCUUAUGGAGGCUCUGAUACCUAACACACAAUUGUGAGGGUGUGAGCUGUAAUGGUGCUGGGGGCGGGUUCAGACCCUGAAUACUAUUCCUGCUCUUGUACAAACUGCCACUUGCCAGUGUACACAACUCACCUGCUCAGUAGAAAAAGUAAAAUUCUUUGUGUGCACACCCUUCCCAUGUAAAAAACUGCAGCAGACCUUUGAAAACUUGGGAGAUUCUGAUACCCAUCUUUCUCCACACCCAAGACUUUUAUUAGCCACUUAAGAGAGUGAGAGAACCUGGAGCAACAUACACACUGUAAUGAACAGCUGUGACAAUGCUGCAGGUGUUGCUUUCCUUUAUGGCAUCUUCUAAAAUAGCACUUGAAACCUGUUCUGCUUUCUGAUACUUAGUCCUUAGAGGUGGAUAUUUCAGACACCUAUAGAUGUGGUUUUAGAAGCCCCUGUCUCCUGAUGGCAAAAUAGGCCAUCUGAAUGGAUGUUCCCUCCCUGGUGCAUGUAUUCUGUAUUGAGAGGUGAUAAUCUGUAGAGGCUGGGCAGUUGGCUUCACUUGUUCUGGUCUUUCAACUUGGGCUUUUGAGGCCAGCAGCUGCCUGUUUCCUCCACUAAAGGCUAUUUAAAAGCCGUGUGGGAAAACCGGGCAGACAAAACAGAUAAUGCAGCAGGAUGACGUGCUGUUGUGUUGAGCAUAGUACGUGCUCAUUCUUUCUGUCUGCACCUAAAUUCACUUGAUCUUUAGCCUGGGGUUGUCACAUGAACACUACAGACACUUCCUUUUUUUUUGAGCUCUCUUAGACUUUCCAAAAACAUAAUAAUUCAGGCAACAUUGAAUAAGAAACGGUGACAGCUGGAACUGCUAAGAAUCUUGUGUUAUCCUUUGUAUUAAAAGAAAGUUACUAGAACAAGUUUGAAAUGAUGACUGAUGGCUUGAUUCUGGGGCUGCACUAGUUAACUCUUUGCAUCCAGGGAGCUGGGAGGGCCUGGCCUUACCCUAUCAUAGGGGGCGGGGAGGCCAUCAACUGGCUGACUUAAUGCAGUUCUGUCAAACCCUUUUUCCUUGAGUAGCAGAAGUCUUUUUUAGUACUUUGUUUCUGCAGUUUGACUUUCACAAUUGUAACUUUUUUUAAAAAAAACUGUUCUGCUCUGUAGUGUAACCACAUAAAGUAAAAAUUGUCCACUCUUAACCAAGUUUUCGGGCUGGCCGUCUUGUUUUAUAGUGUUCUGUAGAGGCUGACUUAAUGGGCUUUAAUUUGUUCUCGACUAGCAAGUCUGGUUAUGUGUUGUCCAAAAGUUAUUUGUUCAUGCAGCACUACCACUAGCCAAUGGUGUUGACGAUAUGGAGCUCCAAGUGGUGGGAAAUUGAGAUCAGAGCUUCGUUCAUGUUCCCUUUUUCUAUCCAGCUGGCAUCCAUGUGGGCCUGUAAUAACCUUUAAUGUCUAUUAGCUCUAUGUUGAGGUAGGCAAAAGGUGUUCCACUGUCAAAUUUUAUUAUAGCAGAGGUACACUAAGCAUAUAUUACUGAACUGGUUUCCCAAGAAUCCUAUGAAUGGUGUGUCCACUCUUGACAUCUUUUAGAAUCUUGCCCUUUCCUCCCAUAAAUUUUCACUCCCAUGUGCAAGUGGUUGCUGGGGGAUAUUGCAGAGCCCUUUCAGAGAAAUGCAAAUAAGUUGAUCUCCAGCAGAGACUCAUUCAGUGAGCCUCUGAAACAAGCUGCUCUCUGUGUCAACCUGAUUACUUUUGUAGCCUCAUCCAUGGGUUCAUGACUUGUCCAUUUCUUGCAGCAGAAAUCUUCUGUUAUAACUUGAUUUGCUAGUAUCUUGCUUCAAGACACGUCAAGUAAACACUAUUUGCAGACACAAUGUUGGGCUCUAUGUGUUCGCUUUCUAGUGCUCCCAGUAAAAUUGUCAUUCUAAAAGAACCUUAUGUAAAUUUCUCCCGGAUUGGCAGAAUUUAUGCCCUUACCCCAAGAUACCCCUUCACAGUGAGGACCAACAGCAAAGGUUUGGUUACCUUAUCUAGUUGAGAGAUGUUGACCAUAUGCCAUCACAGCACACAACGCACAUGCUUCUCUGCCCUGAAAUGGGCAGAAUUGGCAUUGAGGAAAGGUUGUUUUCUUCCAACUCCACUUAACAAACCCCCUUCCUCCUGUUCUUUACAGGCAAGGGGUCAGAGAAUCUAUAUAACUCUGGUCAUGCUGCUAAAAGCCAGACAAUACAAAUGCACAAAUGCUGGUUCAUGGGGAAUAGAGUACCACACCUUUUCUCUUAAUUUGAGGAAAGCAUUUUUGCUCACGCAUUUCUGCAGUUUUUGCAAAACUACACUAUGAGGAUAUGUGUGGGGUGGUGAGAUGGGCCAUCCUGCAGACUCCCUUCCCAGUUCUAGAAGAACAGCGUACAAGCCAAACUGCAGCACAACAAACUGCACAAACUUUUCCCACCAUAAGCUAUUCUUAUUGCACCCUUGAAUGGUUCUACCCUGCCCAUUGGACUGUCAAUUUCAGCUCUUUGGGGCUUCUUGGUAGUCCUUCACAUUCUAAAAGAAGCAGAAGAAUAUUUAAAUGAUCCGGCCACAUGGGCAGGGUCUGAUCAUGAGGGUCUUUCACACCGAUAGUGGCACAAUCCUUUGGGAAAGACCUGCACAGUUUGGCUGCACCCCUGGGGUUGGAUCAUCUUAAAUAUUCUCCCAGCAGUGGAGGAGCUGCUUGUGGAUGCACACACCUUGCAGAGCUAGGAGAACCUAUAGAAAGGGCAGCUAGUUUGCCUUGGAACAUAAAAGGUAAGUUUCGCAUAGCUUGGCUCCACCUCUUGGAUAAGAUCUCAAGUUCUUGGAUAACUUGAAUUGGUUGAAUUGUAGUUGGGCCUUGAAUGUUAUUGAACGUUGGUUUCUGUAGGCCCUUGUGGGGUCAGCUUGCAACAGUCCAAAUGUGGGAAGGGGUGCUAGUGGAAGUCCUCCUUUAAAGAACCUUGUGUAUCAGGGAUUUAUGCAGUCCCCUCCCCCUGCCCAUCCUCCCAUCAGCAAUGGACAAAAAUGUGCCUUUGUGUUAAUACUGGAGUAGCAAAUUGCGGAAGCACUGCUUAUUUAAAGCCUCGUGAGCAGUGAACUCAUCUGAUCAGAGUGACGUGGCUUAGAAUAUGGUAAAACUUCAUAGGCUGAAUAAAAUAACAGCGGCUUUGGGCUUUAAGCAUCAGGCAACUGUAAAAGUUGUCUGAUUUAUAAAUUGAACCAUUUCUGGCUUGCCUUUUUUAUUAUCUGACUCUGGUUAAUUCUUUCCUUGCCUGCUAACUAUGGAACUUAAUUGCCUAACCAUGCAUAUGUUUUGGUGGCUUCCUUCAAGAACAAGACACUCAGACACACAAGGCAAACUGAGCUACAGCUUGCAUGCUAGCAGCAACAGAGGCCACUAUGGUGUGCCUACUCCUAACAAUGCUCUGAGUGAGAGGAGAUCUGGUGACUGCCUGGCCCAGCAGGAAAGCAACAUUCAGGAGCCACUGAACAUUUAGGACCAUCUAAAAUUUACUGCAGCCGCACACACUUUGAGGAUAAUAUAUUCCUUCUGGGCAUCUUAAAUGACAAAGGGGCCUUCCGGCCCACUGCUAAUCUACAGCUGCUUCUAUAUUGCCUGGCAUGGUGUGGGCUACGCGGGGCAUUGGUCUGUGAGUGAUGUGGGAACCAAAGGGUUUUGUUCUGGCUUUUGAUUAUAUCAUACGUUUGGGGUUUAAAAUAUUUGUAGUACGACUGGGUAGGAUUUUGUCAUAACAGAAUUUUUAAAAAAGGCCUUUAACCUUUGUUCUCGUUGUAGGCUUUCUUCGGAGACUGGUGGAAUGGGAAGCAGCUAG
This is a messenger RNA of Podarcis lilfordi (Lilford's wall lizard), 22683 nucleotides long. NCBI's taxonomy places the organism in Eukaryota, Metazoa, Chordata, Lepidosauria, Squamata, Lacertidae. The record is from the annotation of a GenBank genome assembly.